This is a messenger RNA of Orbilia oligospora ATCC 24927, 684 nucleotides long. RefSeq lists its product as uncharacterized. Gene Ontology annotation, molecular function: sulfite transmembrane transporter activity. Lineage: Eukaryota; Fungi; Ascomycota; Orbiliomycetes; Orbiliales; Orbiliaceae. Gene Ontology annotation, biological process: transmembrane transport; sulfite transmembrane transport. Gene Ontology annotation, cellular component: plasma membrane. The record is from RefSeq and is a predicted model, not a curated record. The transcript is spliced from 2 exons. The coding region runs from base 1 to 684 and encodes 227 amino acids.
AUGAGUCCCCCCUCCUCCUCCUCUUCCUCCUGGGACCUAGCCCUCCGCAACUUCUCAUCCCAAUGGUUCCUCGUCAGUCAAGGAACCGGUGUCCUCUCCCUCGUCCUCCGGAAUCUAAACCACCAAUUCAAAGGUCUUGGAGUAAUCUCAAUAAUAAUAUGGCUCUACACAUGCAUAAUAUACCUCGCAACAUUAACAGUCUACCUAAUCAGAUGCUACAAAUACCCAAAACAGGUGCAAUCAGCCCUACGAAACGAUAUCACCGAAACCGCUGCCCUCUCUUCAAUAUCAAUAACCCUCUCCACGAUCAUCAACAUGAUGUGUCUAGUCUGCGUAUCAGCAUGGGGCUCGCCCUGGGGUCUAAUAACCUACACUCUGACAUGGGUUAACAUCCUGAUGGCGUCGAUAGCAUGUAUCGGUAUACCCUACGUAUUUCUAAAACUUGAGCAUCCGGGAGUAAAGAACAUAACACCAGUAGUACUCCUACCCUUCAUAGCAGCUCUAACAGCAGCAGCAGGCGCAGGAGUCAUCUCCGUCUUCGCUAAAGUCUCCCCAAAUCUACAAAUCCCAUUGAUUAUCUUUUCUUUUAUCUUGAUAGAUGAUCUACCAGACUUUUGUGCUUUGUGGACCCCCAGGACAGACGUCGUUUGCUCUUCAGGUAUUGGGGACCGCGGCGACGAAUAG